AUGGAACACAUCUUUCUGGGAAAUGGCCCUGCGCAGCUGAAAGAGUUUUGGUGUAAAUGGAAGCAGUUGCACCCGGAGGACGACGUAUUUUCCACCCACGACUCCUCGCGUUUGCCCAGCUGCGUGCCCAUGAUGCUCCACCUUGAUGAAGGGACAUCCCACAAGCGGAAAGGUAUUAUGGUUCUUUCGGUCCAAAUUGUUUGCGGCAAGGGGUCCAAGAAGAGUACUGGCCAUAACUUUCUUGGCAGCACUUAUCUAUCGCGGAUGCUGUUCUCUGUGCUGUUGGCGAGGACACACAGCAGAAAGAAACACGUCCUGAACUCACUGCUGGCUGAGUGGCAGAAGGAUCUGAGUGAUUGUUACCGAAAUGGUAUUGAAGUUUCAGGGGUUCCUGGGGUCAUGAAGAUGUGGCCUGUGAUCCUGGCAUGCAAGGGAGACUGGCCAGCACUUACAAAAGCUGGCGGGUUGCUGCGACACCACUUGAGGGACGCCCCAAACUCUGACAACCCUCCCGGCAUAUGCCACCUUUGCCGCGCCGGGCAGCUUGGUUAUGCCUGGAAUGCUUUCGAGUCGGACGCCCCCUGGCUCCAUGCUGACAGCCCUCUUCCGUGGAACACUCCGUCCGCACUUACCAACCUUGCUCAAAACAAAAAGGAUCCAGCAAGUUUUUACGCCGUAGACUUGUUCCAUGUUUGCCACAAGGGAGUUGUGGCAGACUAUGUCGCUUCAGCGAUUGAAACUCGACCUACAAUCAUAGAGUCUGUUUCUUUCGAGUCGGUUUUUCUCUCAAAACCCCCGUGUGUUUGUAGAUAG
Messenger RNA from Symbiodinium natans, 813 nucleotides. The record is from the annotation of a GenBank genome assembly. NCBI's taxonomy places the organism in Eukaryota, Dinophyceae, Suessiales, Symbiodiniaceae.